AAAUUCAGUUUUGAAUAGUCAACGGAACUUUGAUAAAAAUCUAAUUAUAUCAGGAAAAUAUUUUACAACUAAAAACCGAUUAUAAAUUUUAUUAUGACAUCGGUAGAACUACAAGUGCUGAGAACCCAAUUAACAAAAUGUAGAGAAAUAAUAUCUUUAGGGUCCAGCGAAAUGAGCACCCGCAUAGAGUGGUUAAAUAAUUUCUGUGGUGAUUUUUACAUUUUUGCCAACCACUUGCAUAAAUUUAUCGCCAGCGAAAUAAAAGAAGAUGAUAAUGAAGGAAAUGAAAUAAUGGAUAACAUUUUUCUUUGCUUGGCUCAAGUUUGCUUGUGUACAAAAUAUCUGGAACGAAUUCUACGAGCGGAGGAUACUGCUCGCAAUGCCAUACCCAAUUCUAGAAAACAUUUUAUUGAUCGCAUAAUGUUGUGCUUCGAUAAAUUAGAAACAAGUUUUAGUAAUUUAUCCAUUACUACCGAAAAUAAAUCGCAUAUGUCUGGCUAUGGAUUUAUCACCUUGUUAGAUAUAGCAAUGGAUCACAUAAAAGAGUUUAGUACGUAUCAGGAAGAUAUGAAUACUGACACCGAUGAAUUAAAUCAACUUGAAGAUGCACUAGAGACCAGUAAAGACGUUUACCAGGCCGUGCGUUUACUGAUCAGCCAUGCACUUGCGCUAGCAAAUGUGGCAUUGAUUCAGGAUAAAACAGCAAUAAGCGCAUUAUGUCAAAAGGUCUUGCGAGAAUGCACAGCAUUUCAACACGAAUGUGGAAACAAUUUGAAACUCAUUCGCACAAAUAAUUGGCAUCGCAGAAUAAAGGCUAUCGCACUGGGAACCUCAUUAACACAAUUGCAUCAGUACAUUGAUGGCACUGUGUUGCGUUUGAUAUUUCUUUGUUUCGCAGAUUUAGAAAAGUUUUCAUUGGAUAAACUGCGCGCUAAGAUGCGUAAAACACGAGUAGACGACACCGAGUUAGACGAAUUUAUAGCCGAUUUUGAUGUAAAUUUAGAUAGAUUGGCACAAAUUGGACUCUUUGCUGCUAGUGACUGCUUAAAGCCCAAAUUAAAAACAUUGGUGCGCAGUUGUAUGGCAUCGCUGGAAGCACUGGAUUCAUGCAUUAUACCCUCAUUGCAAGCAUAUAAUGGCACCGAUAUGCAUACUGAAAUACUAGAGCAACAUUUUUACGAGGAAAUAAAUAAGUUCAAAACAGUUUUAUAUGAAAUUGUCGAUGCGCAACCGAUCACCAGAUGCUUUUAUGAGUUAUUUAACUCAUGCCUUGCUGAGACAGAAAAACAAUUUAACAAAUCAAAGUUGGAUGACUUGGUGCAAAUGGGCGAAUUUCUCUUGCAAUAUUUUCAAUAUCCUGCCAACAAAAAAGAACUGCAACACUCUCCAAAAUUCAAAAAUAACGCACUAGAACUUUUUCAGAAAUUCAAGUUAAUGUUAAAUGAAUGUCGUGCUAUUUUAGUAUGUGCCGAUCAGGUGAAUCACGUGCGUAUAAUGAAACGUUUUAAAAUAUUGCGUGCUAUUUUGCGUCGUUUCGUUGAUGCGCUUGAGCCCACCGAAAAUGUGUCAGCUAAAAAAGUUGACGAAAAUCCAACAGUUAUUCAAAGCACUGCCACUGGUACACAAACAAUUGACUUGAAUGCAUCGCAGUAUAUACUAGAUAGUAUAGAACCGAGCAUUUGCAGCAUAUUGUAUCGCAAUGAAACCGAUGAAUUUACACCACGUAGGCGUGCGGCAACCGAUUCCAUGCGUGGUAAUUACUCUAAAUGUCCAUUAUUUGAAAAUGAUAAACCGUUAUCGCACACAAAAUUAAACGAUGACGGGCAAAGUCAAUUCAGGCCGUGUCGCAGAAGUAGCGCUGGCUGUAGUGGCGCCGGCAGCAGUAUGCGUAGGAAAGAAAGUUUGCGUACAGUGAUGUUUAAGCGUCAAAAAUCCGCAGAGACACAGAAAGUUUGUAAUUUCUAUUUGCAAAACUCGGCCAGUUUGCAAAUUUCGGAAAUACUAGAUCAAUUGUCGGAGAUAUCUGGUAACAGCCCGAGCGCUAAAGAAGAACAUUUACUGAACACCUCGAUAAUGGAAUAAAAAGUUCUAUUUGCUAUAUAAUAUUUUCUGUAAAAGAAAAUGUGUUCACGGCAAAAGUAGUGUUAUCUAUGAAAGAUAAUAUUUUAAUUGUAAGUGUUUUGCGGCGU
This is a messenger RNA of Bactrocera neohumeralis, 2189 nucleotides long. RefSeq names its product serendipity locus protein alpha. Gene Ontology annotation, molecular function: beta-catenin binding; actin filament binding. Lineage: Eukaryota; Metazoa; Arthropoda; Insecta; Diptera; Tephritidae. Gene Ontology annotation, biological process: cell-cell adhesion; cellularization; cell migration. The transcript is spliced from 8 exons. The record is from RefSeq and is a predicted model, not a curated record. Gene Ontology annotation, cellular component: catenin complex; adherens junction; membrane. Bases 94 to 2082 code for a protein of 662 amino acids.